Episyrphus balteatus (marmalade hoverfly) is the source of this 1250-nucleotide messenger RNA. Its product is annotated as putative inorganic phosphate cotransporter. Bases 33 to 1250 code for a protein of 405 amino acids. Lineage: Eukaryota; Metazoa; Arthropoda; Insecta; Diptera; Syrphidae. The transcript has 2 exons. Gene Ontology annotation, molecular function: transmembrane transporter activity. Gene Ontology annotation, biological process: monoatomic anion transport; transmembrane transport. Gene Ontology annotation, cellular component: plasma membrane. The record is from RefSeq and is a predicted model, not a curated record.
UCUUACAGGAAUACGAUUGGAAUGCCAGACAAAUGUCCUACAUAAUAAGUAGUGCCUUCUGGGGAAUGAUAAUUGGAGUUCUACCGGGCAGUUAUUUGUGUCAAAGAUUCGGUUCAAAAUUCACAAUGAUGAUAUCAAUUUUGGGAUCAUCUUUAUUUGGAAUUAUUACACCAAUUUGCAUACCUUUAGGCGGAUGGCCUAUCUACUCUGGCAUACGAGUUAUUCAAGGCAUAUUUCAGGCAUUCUUCUUUCCAUGUGUUGCCCAUCACUUGGCCAAAUGGUCACCAAUUGAAGAAAGAACACUAUUGUCAGCUUUGAGUCUAAGUGGUCUAACUAUCGGUACGAUUUUAGCCAUCAGUGUUUCAGGGUUUAUUGCCAAAUCAAGUUUAGGAUGGCCAGGAAUUAUGUAUGUUUCCAAUGGAAUAGGCCUCGUAGUGUGUUUGUUUUGGAUGAUUUUCGCUGAUAACACUCCGAUGACUUCGAGAUUUAUUUCUGAAGAAGAGAAAUAUUAUAUUCUUUCAUCGCAACAAAAGAUCGAAGAAAAAUCUAAGCAAAUUGCAGUUCCAUGGAAGGCGAUUUUUACUUCUCGUCCUGUUUGGUCACUUGUGAUAGUUCAGCUCACUGAAACUUGGGGACAUACAACAGUUUUGUCCCAAUUGCCCUUGUACAUGAAUGGAGUUCAUAAAUUGAAUAUUACCAGCAAUGGAAUUUAUUCGGCUUUGCCAUAUUUGGCAAUGUUUUUUAUGUCAUUUGUUUAUCUCUUUUCUGCUGGUGCAAUUAUGAAAAAGAACAUCGUAAGUUUAACAGUUUUGAAGAAAAUAAUCAAUACAAUGGCAAUGUGGAUUCCGGCAGCAGCUCUAAUUGGGGUUGGAUUUUUAGAUGAGAAUCAAAAACCCUUAGCUAUUGUUUUGAUGGUUUUAACUGUUGGUUGUAAUGCUGGUGUAAAUGUUGGCCAAGGAGUUAAUUCUAUUGAAUUGUCACCAAAUCAUGCAUCAACUAUAACAGCAAUUAUAUAUUUUUUAGUUGGUGUUGUGGGUUUUUCUACUCCAUUAUACUGUGGAUUUAUUGUUAAUAAUCAGGCUGAUCAUCAACAAUGGCAAAUUGUAUUUUUAACUUCAUCGCUGAUGUAUUUCUUUGGAAAUUUGCAGUAUUUAUUUUUUGGUACGACAAAAACACAGCCGUGGGAUGAUGAAAAUUUUUUGUUACAAAAGGAUGAUAGUGAAAAUCCGAGAGAGUCCAAGAAAAUUUAA